Molecule: messenger RNA, 3318 nt
Organism: Planococcus citri (citrus mealybug)
Lineage: Eukaryota; Metazoa; Arthropoda; Insecta; Hemiptera; Pseudococcidae
Exons: 1
Coding region: 1-2478 (825 amino acids)
Biological process (GO): peptidyl-glutamate ADP-deribosylation
Source: RefSeq, a predicted model, not a curated record
AUGGCAUACCAGAUGUGGCAGAGCCGCUGGGAUCUGGCUACAACUGGAAGAGUCACUUAUGAAUGGAUUCCUGAUAUAGCUGAGAGAAUGGAAGGUAGCUGCGCACAUCUCAAACCGAGCUUCUUCCUAACCCAGGCCCUCACAGGCCAUGGUUUCUUCGCCGAUUACUUGAAGAGAUUCAAGAUAAUAAGGAGUAACCUCUGUGUAUGCGGUAAUCUACAAAGUCCACAACACCUCAUCACUGAAUGUACAAAUACCCAAAUUGCUGAGAUCAGGGAACGGUACCCAGUAGAAAUGCUUGAUGUCACUCCCACCAACUUACAAAAUCUGAAUCAACUCAUCAAAGAACUCUUUCACAUCCGGGACUCCAUUAAAGUUAUAGCUGACAAAUCUACCACAGAUACUGAGGGAACGUCAGAUGUGGAUGAUCCAUCACCUUUAACCACACUAUAUAGUCUCCAAGAACUACCUCCUACUACCAGUAUCACCAGCACACCAAUACCAAUGCACCUGCAGUCACCAUCACCAGUCUCUAUACUCCAAACACAACUAACACAAGUACCAGAAACCACCAACAAAAACAACGUAGUAACAAGCUUACCUACCUACUCACCAUCAGCACUGAAGCUUGUGCCUAGAACAGUGCUGAUAGCUAGCGAGCUACUCAAGAGGAACCAAGAGGUCUGCAGCAGCCCAGUCACACAACAUUCAACUGAAUCCUGUAUUAGUUCGGAGGCCUCACAAGGAGGUGACCAGCAUCAUUCACCAGGGUUCGAAAACGAAUGGCUAGCUGCAAGGAGAAACUUCACAGCAAUUAACCUACCCAAAUUCAGUCCAAUGGUGCAACCUAUCAACCCAAUCCUGCAGCAAACAGACCACAUACUUGGCCCACUUUCUUCACCAACCUCAUCCCCUAGGAAGAGAAUCAUGGUAUCCAACUCCCUUUUCCAACAUACUACAGCAAUGCCACACCCUGAGCACAAUGUACUGUAUUCUCCUGCCAACACAACUACAACAACAUCAACAACUACUGCCCAACAUGGCCGUGUCAUCCGAAACUGUAAAAGCCCCCCUGCACACAACAUUAGCACAACACUGGGAACAGGGAGAUAUAAUAUUCCUGUUGUACACUCCAGUCCAGUUGAGGGGCACAGCACAUCAAUACCAGUGUACAAUGGUUGGAACAGCCCAGGCUUUCAACCCUGCAACUUCUCACCGGUAACUCUCACACCAACAGCUCACCAACAUAGAAUGGACCACACAAGUAGCUUUGAGGUCCAGUGCUCUCCAAAUCUGAUCCAGGUACCUAUCAGCAAGGUGCAUCCACCAAUCAACUUGAACAAAACAUCGCUGAAAGCUAAGCAGGUAGCAGACGCCUUUGAGAGUCACAAAAACAGAAUACAGUUCAUGCAUGGAGGUGUGACUCCAGGCUCUGUAGCUGAGGAAACACCAAAACAAGAUCAUUCAACUUUCUCCAUUGGUGGGAAGCUGGGCAUCAAAAAACCUCCAUCAAACUACACACCAAUGGGACCAUAUGUAAACCGACACAUCUUGGAGGAUGUAAACCGACGAAUAAUAUUCCUAAGGACCACCUUCCCCCCAACUCCCAGAAAGAGUAGCACUGAGCUCUCCACUUCUGUGGCAUACCAGCACUGGGAAGAGGCCUCAAAGGAGGCUGAACCCAGGAGGAUAAUCUCAACAGCCCAGAGACAGUUGCUCACUCAAGGAGGCCUGGAUCAUCCAUACUCCCUGAUAUUCAGUGACCAUGUCUACAUACCUGCUAUGCAAUACCUGGUGCUUCGUGGAAUCCAAGAGCGCUUCUACGCCCCAGUCAGUGCUGCUAGUGUGGGGGAUCUUCUCCCAUACGAACAAUAUCUUGACAUGCACGAACCAACACCGCGUGAUGUCGAGAUCAGACUCAUCGCCUCUGCUGCAGAAGUAAUGAGGAGAAGAAGCUUGGGAAAUAUGGCUUUAACAGCAGUUGAGUCCAACGGCCUACUCACGCUGGAGGAAGCCAACGAAGACAUAUUUCUUCAGGGACCCUCCUUUGCACUGGCACACUGUGUCAGCCAAGACCUCAGAAUGUCCGCUGGGAUAGCGAGGGACUUUGUCCGCCACUUUGGAGGCAGAGAGAUGCUACUGACCCAACCACACAAUGUGGGGGAAGUGGCAACUCUAAAGCGGAAAGUCGAAGGAACAGUGAGCCAGGGACAUUAUAUAAUAUUCUGUGUCGUCACAAAAAUCCAUUACUACGACAAACCAACAUAUAAGGACUUCUCCCUUGGCAUCCAAAAUCUUGCCAGGGAAUGUACCAGAAGAAAAAUAAAAAAACUCGCUAUCCCACGGAUUGGAUGUGGGCUGGACCAGCUUGACUGGGGCCAGGUACGGCCAAUCAUCGUAAGAGAGUUCAGGGAGAUACCUAUCAACAUCAAGGUAUGUAACUGGACCUCCCCUAACACCCGCUCUAAAACGAAUUGAUAGCACUUGUAAAUAGAUUAUAUAACAAUGUAAUAAAGUAAAUAUUCUCCCCAAAUAUAUCUUAUUUAAUUUAAUUUAAUCUAUAUAGUACAAUGUAUGUAUAUUAUUGUAGCACUACCCUAAGCUGAAGGAUGGAAGAAACCUAUGGUAUGUGUCCAUUCUCAGCAUUCAAAAUUACUCCAACGUUAUCCACUAUGUAAGGUGGGACCGAGUGUUCCCACUUUCACACAUAAGAAAUAAUGUCUUUUUGGACAAUCCUACUCUAGGAGAUCUCUUUCUGAGGUAGUUAAGGGUACAGUGGUGCCCGGAGACCUCCUAGGCCUACCCCAAAAUGGGAGACGGGUCGGGGGUCGCUCCAAAUCCGCGGAAGGGGGGAAUGGGCUACAUCCUAGGGUGACCACUCCCUCAACCCCGAAGUGGUGGGAGCGAUUCUGGGAUACUGCCUAGGAGCUCCGGGCCUUUGGCCUGGUGCUGGGGGGGUGGGUCAGCAGUCCCAACCAAAACUGGGGCCCCCCACUCACUGCGGCUCCAGGACCACUGGGUGGCCGAACCGUCCCCUCCCCCUCCUAGUUUUAAGCAAAAUUGAAACACUCCCAAUCUUGGCUUAGUUUAAGUUGUACAUAGUUUUUAUAGCUAAAUUUUAGUAUUAAGUUUGUAAUUUAGUAUUAGAAUAUACAUCACCCUCCCCUUAAACUUAAGAUUGUACUGGUAUUAUCUCUGCGGAAGGGGCGGGGCUUAGGCCCCGCCCCCUCACCGCAGGGAUAAGUAAUUAUAAGAUGUAAAUAUUAUUCAAAAUAAACCCUUUUUUUAAAAAAAAAAAAAAAAAAAAAAAAAAAAAUU